Molecule: messenger RNA, 2390 nt
Organism: Acyrthosiphon pisum (pea aphid)
Lineage: Eukaryota; Metazoa; Arthropoda; Insecta; Hemiptera; Aphididae
Exons: 8
Coding region: 711-2390 (559 amino acids)
Source: RefSeq, a predicted model, not a curated record
CGGAAAAAAAUAAUUUAGUGUUGGUAAAUAGUUGAUUGAUUUUUAGUUGAAUAAGCUAUACUUUAGGUAAAACAACUUGUCCAUUAGCUACCAUUACUAUUCUAAUUAGGUGUAAGUACUAGACGAGUAUAGGCAAAAUAAUAUUUGUAUGACGACUACAUUGAAUAGUUCAAUCCAAAUCUGACUAUAAUAUUUAAUUAAUUUAACUAUAAUCAAAUAGUUAGACGAGAAGUCAGCUAUCGAAUUUGGGUUGAAAUAAUAAUUAUUCGUUUCUAUUUAUAAGUGUUUCUCGGUUCUCCCAAGACGCGUGAUAAACUGUUUUCCCCGCCACCCACAGUGACCGUCCGCACGUCCACACAUCAUACCAAAUUUGUUUUCCGUUGCCCACCGUCUACAACAAACACUUAUUUUAUUAAUUGUAAAUUGUAUUACCUACUGGUUUGUGCCGUACUGUCAUCGUCGUUAUUCUCACGUUCAACAAGAAUUUAUGCUCGGAUUUUUGUGAUUAGCAUUUAGCUGUGUUAGAAUCGUGGUGUCUACUAAGCCAAAGCUUCUGAGAUAGGUAAGUAAGUUAUAUCAUAUAGUAUAAGAUCUAUUCAUUUUAAAUUACUUCUAUGCCAUUCUGUUAUGCAUGAUCAAUAAUAAUUUGUUAUUUAUAUUUUAUAUACACAUAUAAGUUACAAGUUAUAACUUGGUUUGUUCCUUUAAAAAUGGAUGACUGGACAAUAACAACAUUAAAAAAUUGGAAUAUGUCCGACUCAGUGAUUGCCACAUUUAAAGAUGAAGAAAUUGAUAAAAAUUCAUUUUUGAAACUAACAGAAAAUAUGAUUAAAACUUUAAUUCCUAAGAUAGGACCCCAAGCAAAAUUUUUAUCAAAUUUAAAUGAACUUAUAAGCGAGCUUAAAAGUCAUGGUGAUAUUAAGAUUCCUAAUGAAUUCAACCAGGGUGCCCAAAAUCAAAUUGAUGUUCAUCAACAAUUAAAUUAUAUUGAUAGUAUUGAUGAAAUACAAGUUCUAGAUUUAAAUACUAUUAAUAUUAUAAACCAAGCAACAGAACAUAAUGAUAUAACAAAUGGUGUAACACAAAUUAACAGUUACUCGAACCAUCAGGCACUUCAGACUGAAUCGCAACAUUCACAACACAUAAAACAAAUUUUGGAAUGCUCUAUUGAGGGAAAAAAUGUGUAUUCCUACUACCAGCAAAAUGGAUGUUUGACUUUUGCUAUGAGAACUAAACUGGUUCGAUUGGUAAUUGAUUCUGAAAUUCAUAAAAGUCCUGAUGAAAAGUUAUCAAUUAAUACUAUACAUAAGCUAGCUUUAGGUAUAGUUGAACUUUUCCCCCAUGAAUCCGUUCAUACAUAUUUUAUACCGUACAAAAAAGAACAACAACAUGUUCGUCCCAAUCGUGGAAAAUUGUGGGACCGCUAUUGUAACAUAAGAAAAGACAUUAGAAAAUUACAAAAUGCUAAUGAUAAAAAUAGUAAUAACAGAAAUUUAAACAUCAUGGAUAAUUUAAUCGUCAAUGAUGAAGACCUGGAGGACAAUCUAUUAUGGUUAAAAAAUAAUCGAGAACCUGUACACACAGUUAUUGAAAAAUGGACACUAACUAGUAGCUAUAGAUAUAAAAAAUUGUUAUCGAGCGAGACAGAACAUUCAUAUUUUAAGCAGUAUCCUGCGAUUAGCGAUCCAUAUGGGUACCAGUUGAUAGAAAUAGAUUUUGAUAGAAUGUAUCCAGGAAAAGAAGUGUCUCUGUUUAAUAUAUUUCCUAAUUUUGUCAAAACUAUAUCAAAUUAUAUCAAUAAGUUCAAACCUCAAUUAGAAAAAGAUACAAAAUGUGCACGAUUGUUAAGAGAACUUAAUACACCUACUGAACAAGAUGCUUAUGUACCUGCUCUAAGUCUUCUUCCGAGAAUAUUUCCAUCUUUAACAGUAAGCAAGUCAUCCUGUAAGAAUUUUGCAAAAAAGAAAAAAACUGAAAAUUGGAGACCUUCGUACACAGAAGUCUUGGAAGGUUUUAUUUGCUUUAUAAAGAAUGCUGCUCAGUUGAAAGAAAUAUACGACCAAAAAGAAACUAAAGCUAUUAAGUAUGGAUUUACUGUUCAGCCAUAUGUAACUUUGCUUUGCCCUUAUCCGAAUGAUGAUCUAGCGGUAACAGCGUCGUAUGUUGUAAUUAACAAAUUUGUAUAUAAAGUUGAAACACCACUAAAAGCUGUAGAUAUCUGUUUCAAGAGUUUCUUUGUUCUCAAUUUGAGUUAUCCUACAGAGUGUGAUCAUGUUUGGGCAUUUGUCCAAAAGUUCUUUUAUGACAUAAACACCAACCAUGACAAGCAGUAUCAAUCUGUCGAUAACACAAUAAAUGAUUUUAAGUAUAUACAAAAUUUAUCAGAAUAA